Messenger RNA from Sphaerulina musiva SO2202, 2868 nucleotides. Its product is annotated as cysteinyl-tRNA synthetase. The transcript has a single exon. Lineage: Eukaryota; Fungi; Ascomycota; Dothideomycetes; Mycosphaerellales; Mycosphaerellaceae. Gene Ontology annotation, molecular function: cysteine-tRNA ligase activity; ATP binding. The record is from RefSeq and is a predicted model, not a curated record. Bases 107 to 2500 code for a protein of 797 amino acids. Gene Ontology annotation, cellular component: cytoplasm. Gene Ontology annotation, biological process: cysteinyl-tRNA aminoacylation.
GACCAGGACCAUCGCCAAUGCAACGACACCUUUCAUAACACGAAGCCAGCCCCACCACCAACUUUGCUCGAGAUAUCGACUGUCCAGCUUGACCUGGCACCGCACAAUGGCCACCGCACAACCCGAAUGGCGCGCACCGCAGAAAAGUGUCGAGCAGGGUGGGCUCCCUCAACUGGUCAUCUACAACUCCCUCACGAGAAAGAAGGACCCUUUCGUGCCCAUUUCAGGCACCAAGGUUGGCUGGUAUGCUUGUGGGCCUACCGUCUACGAUGAUGCGCAUUUGGGACAUGCGAGAAACUACGUCUCGAACGAUAUCAUCAGGAGGAUCCUGUCAGACUACUUCAAAUUUGACGUCAACUUUGUUAUGAACAUCACGGAUGUAGAUGACAAGAUCAUCUUGGAGGGACGAAAGCGGUAUCUGCUGGAUCAGUUCCUGGCAAAGCACGAGGCCGUGGACGAGGAGGUGCGGAGUACUACACGAGAGGCGUAUGAAGCGUACGUAGCCAAGCAGCUGCCGCUAUUGGGGGAGAGCAAGCCAGAGACAUUCGCCCAGGAUGAGAAGAAGGCUUAUGGACACGUGCUGAGUGGGAAAGCGGUGGAGGGCAAUGGACCGCCAGGAGAUAAAGAAGCGAAGGUCAAGAUGCACUUGGACACAGUACGGUCAGCUGCGGAAGUUCUGGCUUUGCCAUCAGACCAGAUUCCGGCUCUAGACGUGUGGGCAGCGAAAGCGUCGGGAGUGCUCAAGCCAUAUCUGGAUAGCAAGUACUCCCACACCAUCGACGGCCGGAAACAACACGAUGUCUUCACAAAGCUCACAAAGCUGUACGAGCAGCGUUUCUUUGAGGACAUGGAACGGCUGAAUGUACGAUCGCCGGACAAGCUUGUGCGCGUGACAGAAUAUGGGCAGAAGAUUGUGGACUUCGUCAAGCAGAUACAGGACAAUGGGUAUGCUUACGAACACGAAGGAUCGGUGUACUACGACACGACAGCGUGGGAAAAGAGUGGGGGUGUAUACGCGAGACUACAGCCAUGGAACAGAAACGACCAAGAGCUGCAAGCGGAUGGGGAAGGCUCACUCGCUACGAAUACGACCAACUUCAAGAAGGCCAGCUCAGAUUUCGCGCUUUGGAAGGGCUCGAAGCCGGGCGAACCAGUCUGGGAAUCGCCUUGGGGUGAAGGCCGACCUGGCUGGCACAUAGAGUGCUCGGCCAUGGCCUCUGAUAUCCUAGGAAAGCAGAUGGACAUACACUCCGGCGGCAUCGAUCUUGCUUUCCCACAUCACGACAACGAGCUGGCACAAUCAGAAGCAUUCCACCACAAGUGCGGCGCAGAGAGUGAGCAGUGGGUGAACUACUUUCUGCACAUGGGGCAUUUGCACAUCUCAGGCAGCAAGAUGAGCAAGAGUCUGAAGAAUUUCACGACGAUCAAGACUGCCCUCGAUCGGGGUGACUACACUCCACGACAAAUGCGCAUCAUCUUUCUACGCGGCGCGUGGAAAGACCAGCUGGAGAUUGACGACGAUAUGAGGAGCGCAGGCAGGGCGUGGGAGGAGAAGAUUGACAACUUCUUCAUCAAAGUGCGGGACAUCCAUUCUCAUCCUACGACCACUCACAGCAAUGGCGCCAAUGGAACGUCUACCCCUAGUUCCGAGCUGGACGCUCAGCUCGAGGAAGCAAAGGUGAAAUUCAACGAUGCUCUGCUCGACUCCUUCGAUACGCCGACUGCUAUGCGCAUCAUUUCAGACCUUAUCACAUCAUACAACUCGGCCGCAUACAUCCCGGACCAAACUUCUAUUGCCAUCGGCAAGUGGGUGACGGAAAUGCUGGUAAUGUUCGGCCUAGAUGCGAACUACAAGCAAGGAGAGAUUGGCUGGUCCGGAGUCGACAUACCAGAGCAGGCCAAAGCUUUCAUCUACCCCUUGUCUGAACUACGUGAUCGAGUCCGUAGUCAGGCCAUCGCCGGCGAGGUCGACAUCUUGUCCCUCGGUCGACUCGACGAGAAGGAUAACUUCUACCGCGACGAUCAGAAGUACGCUCGCGCACUGGCCAAUUUCCAGCGGAAACUUCACGAGCUGUACACAAAGAAUGCAGAAACCAAGGCGUAUCUUGAGGCUUGUGACGAAUUGCGGAACACAACAUUAUGGGAUCUGGGCAUCUACCUCGAAGAUCGCGAGAAGAAGCAUGCACUUGUGAGGCCAUUGUCAGCAAACCUGCGUGAGGAGAGGCAAGACAAGGAGAGAAAGGCUGCAGAGAAAGCUGCUGCGAAGGCAAAAGCACAGGCCGAGAAGGCAAAAGCUGAUGCGGAAAAGGCGGAGAAGGCGAAGAUUGACCCGGCGACCAUGUUUCAGCAAGGAGAGUAUGCUGGCAAGUACAAGGCAUACGAUGAAAGAGGAAUCCCGACACACGAGGCUGAUGGCAAGGAGGUCGCGAAGGCACAAACCAAGAAGCUCGCGAAGCUCUGGGAGGCUCAGAAGAAGCUGUUUGAGAAGGCACAAGCAUAGUGAUGGCGACAUGGCUGCAGUGCGUCCCAGUCUACGAAUCUGGCCAUGGAAUGAAUGCCCAACGAAAGUCACCGCAUCAUAUUGUGAUGAAGGUACGAUGAGUAAAUGCUACCCUACCUAGGUACCUAAGUAAAGCUAAGGUAGAUAUGAUUGGGAACACACUCGCAAUCUUUUUUGACUCGCCGCUCCCUAUCAGUACCUAUGUCCCAUUGAACAGAAAGGUAUAUCAAACCUAACCCUAACCCUAACCCUAACACUUUGGGAUUUGGGAUUGGGAUUGGGAUUUUUGUGUUAAAGUACCUACGAUGUGUUGGAUGUAUUGUAUACCUCUUAUACGAGAGUUUGCCGGUGAUUGCUGAAGAAGGAAG